ACCAUAAACCGGUAGCAUUUUUCCCAUGGAAACAAAAGGAGUGGAGCCUCUUACUUUCCCAAGAAUCUUUCCACCCGAAAAGAGGAAAAAAACACACAAGCUAUCCAUUACACAACAAAUCAAAGUAAGAUCUAAAGCACCUGUUACAAAUUGGUGCUUCCUAAGAAUCUCUUUUUUCUUUUCGUCGAUCCUCUCCCUUUUCCAAAGAGCCACGAACCAAGCGACAAACACGAUUAAGUUACCCUCCCUUGUUAUAGUUCUUAGAAGAAGAAGAAGAAGAGGAGGAGGAGGAGGAGGGGGAAGAAGAGGAUAAGAUAUGAACUAAUGGUUCUUAUAAUCUCUACGUAGUUACCAUGUCAAUGGAGCCCCACAACCAUGCACCCACAUGUUGUGUUGGUCUCGGAAUCUCUCUUAUCGCCUCUCCUACGAUCGACAUAUCUUUUCCUGGGUACAAAGUUUUUAAAGGGUUUUGAUUAGAAAUUAGGUUUGGUUUGAUGUGUAACUCCACAUCUAGAGCAGCUACACACACCCCCACCUCCUUGUCUACUUUGAUUUGACGUAGGAAAAGAUGGCCACCAGAUAAUAGCUUUCCCUUCUCCUCCCCCUACCUCUCCUCCUCCGUAGGGAUCUCGGGUCUAUUUGGGUAUUCCUCUACUAGGGUUCUUCUUUUUCUUCAACAUAACCCCCCCCCCAAUCCUAGCUACAAGCAUAAUCCUUGGGGUUUUUUUUUGUUUUUUUUUCCCCUUUCCUUUUCUUUUUCGUCCUCACACCACCUACUACACUUCUUUAUAGUUUUAUCCCCUCUCCUCUUCUUUCUUACAGUUGCUUUGUCAAAUUUUUGCCACUAAAAUAAGAGCGUUUAUAGAUGGAGGAGUACUCCCUUCUAGGUGGUAGCAACUGCAACUCCUCAAGGGGUGCUACUAACGCUAAUACUAACGCUAUUACCACUAAUUCCUUCAUGUAUCUCCCAUCAUCUACAGCCAUCGGCGCCGCCGCCGCCGCCGCCGCCGCAACAACUCCUCCUCCUUCGCCGCCGCCGCAUGUGGUGGUUGCACCACCGCACAUCUCCGGCCAAUAUGGCCGGAGCUACCAAUAUCCGCAUAGAUUCAUAAACCAGCCUCUCAAAGCCGAAGCGGGGCCUUCUACUACUCAAUACCCACCUCUCGAGAGAGGAGCAAUAUUAUUAGAGCAUGGAGGAGGGGCGCGCCAAGAGACCUCUCCCAGAGAAGAGGAGGCUCUUAAGGCCAAGAUUAUGUCCCAUCCUCAAUAUUCCACCCUUCUUGGAGCCUACCUCGAUUGCCAAAAAGUAGGAGCUCCGCAGGAGGUGGUGGACCGGCUCACCGUGAUGGCCCGAGAAUUCGAGAGGCGCUGCCCGAGCGGCGGCCGACACGAUCUGUCGACCGAUCCGGAGCUCGACCAAUUCAUGGAGGCUUACUAUAACAUGCUGGUUAAAUACCGAGAAGAGCUAACGAGGCCAAUCCAAGAAGCCACGGAGUUCCUCAAGAGAGUCGAGUCCCAGCUUAAUUCUCUCACUAAUGGCGCUUCCUCACGCUUCUUUACCCCAGCAGAUGAUAAGUGUGAAGGAGUUGGUUCCUCGGAAGAGGAUCGGGAUGCUAGCGGAGAAGGUGAAGCCCCUGAGAUCGAUCCUCGUGCAGAAGACAAAGAACUAAAGCAACACCUUCUGAAGAAGUAUAGUGGCUACUUGAGCAGCCUUCGACAGGAGCUCUCGAAGAAAAAAAAGAAAGGGAAGCUACCGAAGGAUGCACGGCAAAAGCUACUUAGCUGGUGGGAGCUGCAUUAUAAAUGGCCAUAUCCAUCGGAAACAGAGAAGGUGGCCUUGGCAGAAUCAACGGGUCUCGAUCAGAAGCAGAUCAAUAAUUGGUUCAUAAACCAGAGAAAGCGGCAUUGGAAACCAUCAGAGGACAUGCAGUUCGUCGUCAUGGAUGGCUUCCACCCUCAAAAUGCUGCUGCUGCCGCCGCUGCUGCUCUUUACAUGGAUGGCCAGUUCACGGGUGACGGCAUGUACCGCCUUGGCCCUUAAUGCACGGGUCGGAAUUAGUAAGUCGGAAGCUAUCUAGAUGCAGAUGGAAUUAAGUUUAUUAUUCUUCAAGAAACAAAUACCUUUUUUUGUGCUAUAGUAGGGCAUUCAGUAGUACCAUCUAUAGUGUAGUGGUAUUGCAACUUUAGUUAAAUCGGUAUUGUUUCGAUAUCUUAUAAUACUCGAGUGAUUCCUUUUGCUUGGCUUGGUAAGUCUUACUGUUGGUAAUGUUGUGGAAUCCUAGUGUAGUAUUUGGUGUUAGAAGAUAUUUCUGGUAAAACUUGGUUCUUUUUCUUCAUCAUAUAAAAAUCUUCACUAUGGUGCUGGCAUUUUCUGUCUACGCUCUCUGUUUAUUCUGCAAGUUCUGUAACUGUAAGACAUGGUUGUGUAUGCUGUUCUGUUACACAUGAUUGCUGAAACUAUCUUAUUAUCAAAUUCUUUUUGUCA
Ananas comosus (pineapple) is the source of this 2485-nucleotide messenger RNA. Its product is annotated as homeobox protein rough sheath 1-like. The record is from RefSeq and is a predicted model, not a curated record. The coding region runs from base 866 to 2041 and encodes 391 amino acids. The transcript has 5 exons. NCBI's taxonomy places the organism in Eukaryota, Viridiplantae, Streptophyta, Magnoliopsida, Poales, Bromeliaceae. Gene Ontology annotation, biological process: regulation of DNA-templated transcription. Gene Ontology annotation, molecular function: DNA binding; DNA-binding transcription factor activity, RNA polymerase II-specific. Gene Ontology annotation, cellular component: nucleus.